UCAGUCCGGCUCCAGGGUAGUGAUGGGUGCCCUGUUGAGGUCAUGUGGGGGUCGUGGUGCACUGUGGGUCGUGGUGAUGGUGGUGGUCGUGGCCUCUGGGAGUCCUGUCGGAGCCGAGACUCCAGAAGGCACGACAGAAACCUCUUGUGGGACCCGUCCUUGCACUGCGGGGGGGCCUUCGGCUCAGGCCUGGACGCAGCCGACGCCGCGUGUGACAGUGGGCCUCCGGGUCGUGCCGAAGGAUGAGACGCCAAAGGACACGGCGGAGGCACCUAGGCACCGCGACGUGGCAGUGCUGAGUGUGGGCCACGAGGGACCCGGAGGAAACAAGAGCUUCAGCUGGGGCGCAGGACACGUCCAGGAAAAAGCGCCCAAGAUGCCCCUACCCAUCGUCACCGUCGCCAGUAGGCUUCUGGACGUCGGGCGAAGGGACGAGGACCCGGAGACAAGGACCAUCAGCUCCCUGGCGCGGGAUCCUCCGCCCAAGCCCCUGGAAUUCGACCCCGUGCCGGAGGGCGAUCCCUACAAGACAGACAGCACUCUGGCCCAGCCCACGGUGCUGGCAUGGGCGGGCGCCUUCGUCUCCGCCCUGCAGCCAGAGCACUUCCCCAUGGAACUGGUGCGAGCAGCUCUGGAACGGAAAAUUACUGCAGAACAGCUUGUCAUGCAGUCUCUGCAAGCUGAGCCCGGUUUCAUCGCGUUCAUGGGCGUGGGCCUGUCGUUGGCGGCGGGCGUACCUCUGAUAGGCAUGGUAGUGUGCUGCUGCAGGAUGUGCGGCCGCUGCGGGGGCAAGAAAACGCAACACCACCACGACGACUGCUUCAACUGCCAGAGGAGGUCGCUCAUCACGUCCCUCGCCACCUGCGGCCUCUUCGUCUCGCUGGGCGUGGUGGUGGCCGUCGUCAGCAACGAACGCCUGAGCAGCGCCGUGUCGGAAGCGAGAACGAGUGUGCAGAAUAACAUCCAAGAUCUCGACACCUUCUUGAGGAACACCAAGAUGCAGCUCCGGUUCCUCGUCAGCAACUCCUUAGAACAAACAGUCGACGCGAUCUACAGUGACCUUGACGACGUAGAGUAUCUGCUGGGGAGGCCUCUUCAGAGGGAGUUGGCGGCCGAGGCGCAGAUCGAGGUGGCCCUGGACUCCCUCCUGCACAUAAGCAGCAGUUUACGCAGCAUCGCCGGUCGCAUGCGGUCGCUAGAAGAAGCGAGGUCGCAGGCGGCGGCUCGGGCAGAGGAGCUAAGAGGCCGCCUUGUUGAGCUAGCGGGAGAUAUACAGAGGUUUGUUGCUCGUUGCACGCCCGAAGAUGCGGAUUUGUGCAACUCCCUAGACUAUCGAGGACUUGAUCUGGACGCUCGUUUCGAUAGUUUCUCCUUCUCGGAGCAGCUGCGUCUCCUCUCGGCCGUGGAGAGCCACAACCUGACCGAGACGGCGAGACACGCGAGGUACGAGUUCGAGAACAUUCCGAAUUAUGUAGAGUCGAUGACGCGCCGCACGCGGGACGACGUGAAGCGCGCAGUCCGGACCUUCCGCGCCCACGUGUACUCUCGUGUACGGGGUCUCGACGACGUGGCCUUCGACCUGGAAGUGCGCACGCGAGACAUCACCUGGCGGGUCGACGAGGCAGCCGCCAUGUUGCAGAAACACGAGACCUACAGGUGGUAUACAGGCCUUGCCAUCUCCGUCAGCCUGGCAUUCGUGUGGACUCUGCUGAUGGUGGGGCUGUGCUGCGGGUGCUGCUCUCACACCUCCGACCAGGCGCCCACGGAGAGGUCCUGCGUGUCCAACUCGGCCGGCCAGACCCUGCUCACAUCGGUGUUCUUCAUGUUCCUGCUGUCGAGCGUGCUGUGGGCGGUGGUGGUGGCGCUGUUCGUGGUGGGAGCGCACGCCCACGCCUUCAUCUGCCACCCGCUGUACGAGGAGCCGGCGUUCCCCACCCUGGCCCGCCUCGUCGACCGCUCGGGGAUGGUGUUCGACGACGGCCCGAUGCUCAGCAACAUCCUGCACCCCGGCCGCGACGUCUACCUCGGCGUCGGCGAGGUCCUCAGCCAGUGCAAGGAGGGAGGGGCUGCCUACCAGGUAUUCAAACUCCGCCACUACUUCGACAUCGAGAAUGAGAUCGACCACAGCAAAACCUUCGAUCUGCGUGACACCCUCAGUCUGCUCAAGGUCAACCUCUCAAACGUCGAGCUCCUGUCGACCGAAGCGGAGGCCAACCUUGACAAGUUCCUGCGCUCCGUUAAGAUCGACCUUGCGCCUUAUAGAAAGGAGAUUGAUGCAUUUACCAUGACAAAACGCAAUGUCCACCUACUGCUAAAGACAUGUCCAAACGUCCAUUGUUUAAAAGCUACGACAGUUAGAAUCCAGUGA
Molecule: messenger RNA, 2368 nt
Organism: Penaeus chinensis
Lineage: Eukaryota; Metazoa; Arthropoda; Malacostraca; Decapoda; Penaeidae
Gene: prom
Product: prominin-1-A-like
Exons: 13
Coding region: 23-2368 (781 amino acids)
Cellular component (GO): membrane
Source: RefSeq, a predicted model, not a curated record